UAUAAGAUUUGAUUGUGAAUAUCGGCCUUUUAAAUUCUUGCCGGAUUAGAUAAAGAUCAAUUGCAACGAUAAGAUACUUUUUAGAUACUUCGCUUGCCGAGCACAACACUGGCUCGACGUGUUAUAUAGUUGCUGAUGAAUAUUUAUUUAUUGUUUUUUACGUUUUCGAGAUUAUUCUUUGUGUUAUUUUGUACAUAGUCUGUCCGCUCAGUAGAUCGCACGUAUCAGUCCGACGGUGUUCGUGGUGGAGUUAAUUUCACUGUUUUUUCGCAUGUAAUUGAAAAAACAAAACAAUCCGACAAUGGCAUUAUCGAGAAUCACUACCUUGGAUACGCUCGGCGCUUUGACUCGUGUCUCACGCACAACCAUUUUGGACAUUCAGCAUGCAACUCCAGCAGCAUCUCAUUGGAAACAUCAGACACUGCACAUGACAUGUACUCGUCAUUAUCCAGAUCCCCCAACACUCACUUUACCAAGCAAUGUGUGCAACAUCUUUGCCAAUGAGACCGGUCGUUUUACACCAGAGCGUGCACGUGACAUUGCUCUGUAUUCUGAGAAUGGUGGCAAUGCAGUGUGUCCAGGAAAAUCUUCAGGUUUUCCCAAGAUUCAAGACAACGGUCACGUAGACUCAUACGACUGCUUUGGCGCAGUCAGUCUCAACGGUACGAUGCAAAGCAAUGUGCCUAAGCCGUUUUCCUCAAGUGGCAAGUCAAUGCAUCUCAACAUGCCUGGUGGACAGUGGUCUCGCGACGGAAAAUACAUCGCUGAGGAUAUGCAGCGCUCGCAUUAUCGCAAAUUGUCGUGUAAGGCAACUAACACUUUAACGAGCACGCUUUUACAAGUGACAUAUCAGCCAAUCCAUAUCACUGAAAUGAGUUACUCCACCAAUGCUUCUGAGGCACAAAAGGAUGCUGAAAAAGGUCAGUUGACGCCGCAGAAGAUAGCAAUGAUGUCGAAACGAGACAGAUUUCGUCUGAUGUUGAGGGAUUAUGGAGCCACUCUCUUCGUCUUUCAUAUCACUAUCUCUCUGAUAUGCCUUGGUAGCUGUUAUGUGGUGGUUAUUAGCGGAGUCGAUGUGAUGCCGUUUGUGCAAAAGAUAACAGGUGGAAAUGAAGACUUCGACAAAAUAAUGAAAACUUCAACGGACUUCAUAUUAGCAUACACUAUUCAUAAAUUACUCGCACCCGUCCGUAUAUCGAUAACGUUGGGCGUGACCCCAAUACUCGUAAGAUAUUUGAGAAGGAUUGGCUUGCUCAAGAAACCAAAAGCAAAAUCGUCAUCUCCAUCUUCGCAAGUCUAAUUUACGUCCAAUACGACGGAGCUCCUGCGCAUUUUUCUCAACAAGCUCGCAACAUAUUAAACGCGCGUUUUCCGGAAAGAUGGAUGGGUCGUGCUGGUCCAAUCAACUGGCUGCCACAGUCGCCAAAUUUAAAUGUUUUAGAUUUUUUUGUAUGGGGUUACAUUAAAAAUCUAGUAAAAUAUCGGCGUGUUUUGACGCCGUCUUGAGAGUCCCUCUCUCCCCGGGGUGUUCGCUCGUGUGUUAUGCCGACGACAUCCUGGUAUUGUCAGGUGGACACCAUGAACAAGAGACGGCGGAGCGAGCCUCUUUAGCGGUGUCAGCGGUGGGACGUCGCAUGGAGUCGCUGGGCCUAGCCCUUGCACCGGCGAAAACGGAAGCGUGUUCCAUCUUCCUCGGCGAAAAGGAGGUCCUGUGACCGUCCGGGUUGGGCCAACCAGGGUUAGUACCCAGCCCGUCGUGAAGUACCAGGGGUUGCAGGUUGACGAGAAGUGGAAUUUCCGGGCCCACUUUGAGUACGUGGCAAACAAACUCAGAAGAGAUUGGUGGGACGGAUACGAACAACACAAGUGCGUCAUCAUCGACGACUUCUACGGCUGAAUUAAAUACGACGAACUAAAAAAAAAACUAAAGAUAACCGACCGCUACCCAUACAAAGUACCCAUAAAAGGAGGGUACGAAAAAUCCAAAGCAACACAUAUUUGGAUAACCUCAAACGUCGACACAAUUUUAUUGUACAAAUUCAAAAAUUAUACUCCUGACGCAUUUGAACGUCGCAUUAUAAUAAAAGAAUUCAUGCAGUAACAUGCUCCGCAUUCUCCUUAUCACCCACAGCUUCCUCUCCUACUUCCUCCAACAGUCCGGGUAACGGAUAGGCCCGGAGAAUAGCGGGGGCACUAGCAGUCAAUUUUUUCACUUCUAGAUAAGUUUUCGAUAACUUUAUCUAGAAGAUAUCUCCCAAAAUUGGUUCUCUUUAUUGGUUCUCUUUAUUGGUUCUCAGAGGAAUUUAUCCGGAGUAUAGCUAUCGAGAGAUAUGAAGAAAUCGGCCGUAAGCCGACUUCUCCCCAAUCUCGGGGGACCCAGGCAAAGCAUGCGGAAGCUGUACGCCAAUGUCGUACACUCCGUAAUAAUGUACGGGGCCCCGAUAUGGUACCGGGAGGUUAAGGUGGGUCGCGCGGCUGCUCCGCUAGCGUCUGUCCAAAGUCUUGUGGGAAGUAGAGUGGUGCGAGCCUACCGCACGGCGGCCCUGGAAGCUGUCCGCGUGCUGGCGCACAUUCCGCCAGUAGACCUUAUGGCAGCCCAAUACGCGGAAGUGUACGUCGCUAGGCAGAGAGCGAUGACUCAGGCGCGCGCAAACAACCGGAACAUAAACCCGGAGGAGGUUCGGCAAGCUCGCAUUCGCGCCUGGGACAAGAUGGUACGGCGGUGGCGCCGCCGGCUGAAGGACCCGAGCCUUUAUGGCCGAAGAGUUAGGGAAGCAGUGGGUCCGGUCCUUAAAACCUGGAUAGAGUGCCCGCACAUCUGGAUGACUUAACCCAGAUUGUGACAAAAGUACAGGGCGCCAAAGAAGACGCAGAACGGCUUCGCCAGGGCCAGCCGGUAGCUAGAAGGCGGGUCAGCGGAAAACUCUCUGCGUAAGAGGAACUUCAAGGUUCGCAGUCCGGGAAAGUGAGGGCUUUCUCGGACAUUGCACGCGAACAUAGGAGUCGGCAGAAAAGGAUAGGCUCCUUUCUGCCGCAGGGGAUGAGGUGCUGCGUAGCACUCAGGCGCGGGAGGAGGAUCGGGAUGUUUUAUAGCCCUCUAGUUUUCCAGGCCCCUUCCCCAACGCACACGAGAAGCCUCAAGGGGCUUUAGUGGGUACGCCUUUUUGGCAAGUCCCACAUAACCUUGGCCUGCCCUUACAGGUCAGGGUAUCCAUAAAGGAUUUCCCCUUGUAAAAAAAAAAGUAGAAUAUCGGUGUGAUAGUACAGAAAUUGAAGUACGUGAAGCUAUUGUCGUGGCCUUCGAUACCAUUACGCCGGAAAUGGCACACAGUGCAACGCGCGACAUUGUUCGAAGAGCCGAACUUUGUCUACGAGAAGAAGGACGACACUUUGAACAGUAAAUGAAAUAAAAAUUCUUGAAUUAAAUAAUGAGAGUGGAGUAGGCCUCCCGGGGAAACCACUAAAACAAAAACGCACCGUGCUAUUUACCGCAAGG
Molecule: messenger RNA, 3496 nt
Organism: Pseudomyrmex gracilis
Lineage: Eukaryota; Metazoa; Arthropoda; Insecta; Hymenoptera; Formicidae
Exons: 5
Coding region: 302-1300 (332 amino acids)
Cellular component (GO): mitochondrion
Source: RefSeq, a predicted model, not a curated record